CAGUAUAAUGUCCUCGUAAGUGGAUAUCAGGCCCUUGUAGAGCAAAAUUUAGUAUUUGGUCUAAAUAACCCAAAAUGUGAUGUCCACAUAUGUGGAUGCCAGGUCCUAGGAGGUUAAAAGAAGACAGAAAGUAAUUACUACGUAUUUUUGCACCUUCGUUACUGUCCUUGUUUUCUGAGCUGUGAUGACUGUUUGCCAGUAUGUACCUUUAUAUAGCACUGAGGUGUAAAUACUGUAUGAGCCAGGAGCUUCAGGUGAACAGUGUUGUAUUUGCAUGUUUUCAUAUUAACACUACAGCUCUCAAAGUUAAAGGAACAUUCCACACUUUGCAGUAAGUCCUGCAGCGGUUAGCUUAGCUCCCCGUAAACACAAGCAUCCAAAGCUUUUAGCACGCUUUAUUUUAGAGUCGGCUGUUAACACAACACCAUUAGACAGACUGUGUGUCACUGGCUACACAUGAUCUCAGAUUCUACCACAAGGGGGCAGCAUUUUAGCAGUGGCACUUACUGUCUUUAAAUCCCUCUCAGACUAAAGCUGUCAGCAGACUGAGGAGAAGUAAACUUGUCAGAUCAGGGGUGUCCGACUCCAGGCCUCGAGGGCCAGCGUCCUGCAGGUUUUCGACGUGUCAGCUGAUUUAAAUGGCUAAAUGACCUCCUUACAUGUCUUGAAGUUCUCCAGAGGCCUGGUGAUGAACUAAUCAUGUGAUUCAGGUGUGCUGACCCAGGGUGAGAUCUAGAACCUGCAGGACACCGGCCCUCGAGCCCUGGAGUUUGACACCCCUGUGUUAGCUGCGCUCAGGUGUAAUACUGGUUUGUACCACAGGGUGCAGCGAGUCAGUGUCAUCUGCAUGUAACAAUGUCAGCCAUUAACGGCACGCUGUUACUCAGAGCGGUGGAGUGGGGAAAAGUCGUAGCCCUCUGAGGAGCGUGUAAAAACACCCGGUGGGUAAAUGCUGCCCCCUGGUGGUGAACACUUCCAAAAACAACCUUUAAACCGAGCGUUCACAGAUGUUUGCACGUGUGCACUGAUAACCCUGCUCCUGACUUCCUGGACAGCGAGGCUGUUCCUGUAGCGCCACCUAGUGUCAACACGCUGAGCACGUCAGACUGCAGGUGGAAAAUGAUGAUUCAGAUCUGUGAUGUGAGUCGUGUACAGUGAACCAGUUGACAGAUAUAAUGUGAAACUGUCCCACCUGUGGAUGAACUGUGCCGAGGAGCUGCAGGCUGCCGUUAAAGGAGCAGUUCACCUCAAAAUCGAGUGUAUUGUAGGUCUGGCUGCUCUUUAUCCACACAGACGGUGUUAGUGGGAGUUUCCCCCUCAUGGGGAUGUGAGGAGAUGCACCAACACCGAGCUUUUAACAAGUGUUUCAUUCAGGAACUAUUUUCUUUGUACCAAUUACUCUAAAAUGUGUUGAUUUGAUUUGGGGGCGAGCCGUCCCUUUAAUGCAGCCUGUGGACGAGAUACUUUGUGCCAGUGUACAGAGGGCCUGUUACAUACUGUGAUAAAGGACUCUUGUAAUGCAGAAGCACUGAUAGUCCACAGUAAUACCUGUACAUGUGUAUUUUGAUGUAUUUCAGGUGAUUUUGUUCUUUUAUUAUUAACAUAAAAUGUGACAUGCUGCGUAGCGUGGAGCGUGAUGGUAUGGAGCCCGAGCAGCACAGACGCCGAGCACGACCAGCUUCUUUAAUCUGCUAACCUCACGUCUUUCUUUAGGCAUGAAGAUCUAAACAGAGAGCACACAGAGAUUUAAUCAGGGUGAUGAUUACGGCUCCAGUCAGGAAAUUUCUGUUGCAGUUUGCUAGGAGACGCACGCCAUCGAACACUAAUUACAGGAAGUAGGAGAGAGAAAGUCCAGCGGUGCUGCUGUUUAGCACAUCAGCAGCACUCACAUUAAACAGACACAGAGUCUGAGAGUCAUUUAAAGCGGCGAUCUGAGGGUAAGGGGUUGAACUCUGUGCAGGCAUGGUGUUCCUCCCCGAGCACCGACGACCACGCCCGCUUCCUUUAGAUCCUAAAGCAGACAGCGGCACAGGAAGCGCAUUCAGAGGAGACCCCUCUCAGCAGGAACACGCAGAUCCUUCUCAGCUCUGAGGUGCAAACGUGCUUGUGAAGCUCAGAGUCUGAAAUGAUGAGCGACGCCCAGGUCUUUGCAGCUUCCUGCGCCUCAGUAUGUCUGCAGAUACACCAGAGCCACUCAUCGCUGCACACAGCACCCACUGGGACCUUCUUUUAUUUACAGUCUAUUGUUGCUAUUCAAAGUCUUCCUGUUUGUUUUCUUUUUUUGUGACGUUUGCAAAAUUCAUAUUCCUGCUUAAAACCCAAACAAUAAACUCCAAACACUGGAAAGAAAACUGGUGACGUUCUCGGCCGGAAGUUCAGUCUGCGACACGUGGCGGAAGUAAACAAAAUAGGAGUCGCCGGCAUGGCUGGCUUUCCACGUGUGUCUGAACAGGACGUGAGCCGAGUGUGUGUGAGCCGAGUGUGUGAGCCGAGUGUGUGAGCUGAGUGUGUGAGCUGUGGCAGUAACAAUGCCUUCAGUUCAGUAUCUGAGAGAGUUUAUCAACGAGCGACUAACUGCUGCUGCUGAACAAAUAUUCUUGGAGUUUGAAAAAACGAUCGUCCAGUACGAGGAAGAGAUCGACCGUCAGCGCAGACUGCUGGAUAUCACCUGGAAACCCCAAAUCAAGCUGCACAGGACAGGAGGAGCAGCUCUGUGACCUGAAGAUGAACUCCAGUGAGGACCAGGAGGAGCCGACGCCUCUACACAUUAAAGAGGAACAGGAGGAAGUGUGCACCAGCCAGGAGGAUGAGCAGCUCGUCCUGAAGGAGGAGGCCGACGCCUUCUUGGUGACUACUUUUGGUGACAGUGACCACAGUGAACUAGAGGCUAACGGUCACCAGCUUCUCUCUGACGGCGCUCCCGGCAGCUCUCCGGUGUCAGAGAGUCAGCAUGACGCCGACCUGAGUAAAAAGCCUUUUAAAUGUAAUGUUUGUGGAAAAGCCUUUAAGAAAAACUCUUACGUAAAGGAACACCAGAAAAUCCACUCGGGCGAGAAGCCGUAUACUUGCCAAACAUGUGAGAAGAGUUUCACUCGGAGGGCUCACCUGUUGGGUCACAUGAGAACCCACACGGGCGAGAAGCCGUAUUCCUGUGAAACGUGCGGGAAAGGUUUUACUCAGAGCAGUCACCUGCUGAGCCACAUGCGGCUUCACACGGGUGAGAAGCCAUACGCUUGUGAAAUAUGCGGGAAAGGUUUUAUUCAGAGGGGGCACCUAUUGGUCCACGUGAGAACGCACACCGAUGAGAAGCCGCACACCUGUGAAGAAUGUGGGAAGAGUUUCCGAUUCAGCGGCACUUUGUCGGUGCACAUGAGAACGCACACGGGCGAGAAGCCGUAUUCUUGCAAAGCCUGUGGGAAAAGUUUCCGUCAGAAAAAGAUUCUGUCCGUGCACAUGCGCACUCACACGGGCGAGAAGCCGUAUUCCUGCGAAACGUGCGGUAAAGGUUUCGCUCAAAAAAGCGAUCUGACGAUCCACGAGCGAACGCACACGGGCGAGAAGCCGUAUCCCUGCAAAGCCUGUGGGAAGAGCUUCCGCCAAAAAAACAUCCUGUCCGUGCACAUGAGAACGCACACGGGCGAGAAGCCGUACUCAUGCAAGAGCUGCGGGAAAAGUUUCCGUCAGAAGAGCAUCCUGUCCGUGCACAUGAAGACUCACGCGGGCGAGGAGCUGUAUCACUGCGAUGCGUGCGGCACCACUUUUCCGUCCAGUCGCAGCUUGUUGGAGCACCUGGACACUCACACAGGUGAGGAGUCGUAGCUUGGAAAGCUGCAGGUCAGAGUGAAUAUGGGAGCGGGGUGUUGGCGUCUGUCUCCCGCCUGGACUUUUGGCUCCGACGGCAAAGCAGCUCGUCAGCUGGUGUCAUUCACACAGCCGUUUUCCUUUGCUUUGUGCAUCCAAACCUAACCGUACCAACGCGCUCUGUUAUUCCUGUCAUGUUCUCAUCUACGGUUCCUGACCUGGAUUCUGUCAUGGCUGCGAUCCUCCCGGUUUCAUUUUACCCUUCGUGCUUCAUACUUAAGGUAACUUUGUAUCAUUUUGGACUUUAGAGGUGACACUAACAAAGUGUAGAUUGUUGUUAUUGUAACCUGUAUAAAUAAAGUUUCUUCUAAAUUGUCA
Messenger RNA from Oreochromis aureus, 4179 nucleotides. Its product is annotated as zinc finger protein 239-like. NCBI's taxonomy places the organism in Eukaryota, Metazoa, Chordata, Actinopteri, Cichliformes, Cichlidae. The record is from RefSeq and is a predicted model, not a curated record. The coding region runs from base 2725 to 3819 and encodes 364 amino acids. The transcript is spliced from 2 exons. Gene Ontology annotation, molecular function: DNA-binding transcription factor activity, RNA polymerase II-specific; RNA polymerase II cis-regulatory region sequence-specific DNA binding. Gene Ontology annotation, cellular component: nucleus. Gene Ontology annotation, biological process: regulation of transcription by RNA polymerase II.